Molecule: messenger RNA, 6250 nt
Organism: Hyla sarda
Lineage: Eukaryota; Metazoa; Chordata; Amphibia; Anura; Hylidae
Product: arf-GAP with SH3 domain, ANK repeat and PH domain-containing protein 2-like
Exons: 28
Coding region: 285-3251 (988 amino acids)
Biological process (GO): positive regulation of GTPase activity
Cellular component (GO): cytoplasm
Molecular function (GO): protein binding; GTPase activator activity
Source: RefSeq, a predicted model, not a curated record
UUCACUCGCAGCAGCAGCGGAGCGGGCAGGAGACCUCAUAUACCGCUGUAUAUUCCGCUGCUUAUACCGCUGCUCCCCCUCUGGUCCCCGUUCACACUGCCGGACUGUGCUCGGUGUAUGCCGUGUGUGUAUGAGGAGGCCGGGGUCGUCGUCGUAGUCGUCUGUCAGGAGCCAUAGACCGCAGGCUGGCAGGCUCAGAGCAGCGUUCACAUUGUAGAGAAAGCCGCAGCCUCCGUGCAGUACCCUCCCUGUCCUGCUGGGGCGCUCUCCUCCUCACCUGCACCAUGCCGGAUCUCAUCAGUGUCAGUGAGUUCAUCAUGGAGACCCUGGAGGACCACAGCUCCCCCACCACAUCCUCCUUCACCACCAGGAUGAGCAGCUGUCGGAGCAGCGUCAGCAUGCUGGAGGAGGCGCUGGACAACGACCGGACGGUUCUCCACAAGAUGAAGAAAGCCGCCAAAGCGAAGAACAGCGCAGGAGAAGAACACAUCACACAUCUAGAGGUUUAUAUCGCAACUUUGGAAAAACUUUCAUUAAACUGCCGGGACAACGGAGAAGAUGCCCUGAGCGACGCCUUCAACGCCUUCGCCGAACUUUCUAAGGAGUUGUUGGCUCCCAUGAAGAAUGUGCUGCAAAGCUUCAAUCACAACAUUAAUCACUUCCUCAACUCGCUGGUGAAGGGAGAUCUGAAGGAGGUGAAAGGGGACUUAAAGAAACCCUUUGAUAAAGCCUGGAAGGAUUAUGAGAAUAAAUUCACUAAAAUUGAGAAGGAGAAGAGAGAGUUGGCCAAGCAGUAUGGGAUGGUGCGGAACGAGGUGGCCGGAGGAGAGAUCGCCGAAGAGCUGGAGAAAGAGCGCAGGAUGUUCCAGCUCCAGAUGUGCGAAUAUCUGAUAAAAGUCAACGAGAUCAAAAGCAAGAAAGGCGCGGAUCUCCUCCAGAAUCUGAUCAAGCAUUACACCUCCCAGUGCAACUUUCUGCAGGAAUGUUUACAAGCCACCGAGAAGCUGAAAUCCUACAUCGAGGGCCUGACCGCCGAGCUGCAGGUUAUCAAGAGCCGGCAGGAGGAGGAGAAGAAGCAGCUCUGUUCUCUGCGGGACCUGCUGAAGCCCACGCUGCAGAUCGAGCCCAAAGAGGAUUCGAUCAGUAAGCAGCUCGUGUACAGUAUGCACCAGCUGCAGGGAAACACGCAGUACGGCACAGAGAAACACGGAUAUUUACUCAAGAAGAGUGACGGCCUCCGGAAGGUUUGGCAGAAGAGGAAAUGUUCCGUCAAGAACUGUUACCUGACCAUCGCACAUGGAACGCCAAAUCGGCAACCGGCCAAACUAAAUCUGCUGACGUGCCAAGUGAAGCCCAAUAUGGAGGACAAGAAAUGCUUCGACCUGAUCUCCCAUAACCGGACGUACCAUUUCUUGGCUGAGGACGACCAGGAGUGUAUUGCGUGGAUCUCUGUGCUAACGAACAGCAAGCAGGAGGCUCUGAACAUGGCCUUCCAUGAAGCUCGUCCCAGUGAGGAGAACAGUAUAGAAGAUCUCACCAAAGCCAUCAUCGAGGAUAUCCGGAGAAUGCCGGGGAACAGUGUGUGCUGCGACUGUGGGGCGCCAGAUCCAACGUGGUUGUCUAUAAAUCUGGGGAUCCUGACCUGUAUCGAAUGUUCCGGGGUCCAUAGAGAACUCGGCGUACAUCACUCCCGGAUUCAGUCCCUCGCCCUGGACAAGCUGGGCACCUCCGAGCUCCUGCUGGCCAAAAAUGUGGGUAACUCUGGAUUCAAUGACAUUGUGGAGGCCAAUCUCCCUUCUCCGACAGUCAAACCCACUAUAGACAGCGCCAUGACCACUAGAAAAGACUUCAUUAACUCCAAGUAUGUGCACUGGUUGUACACGAAAAGAAGCAACGUCCACCCAUUGACGCGGCUGCACGAUCUCCAGGAUGCCGUCCGGUUUAAGGAUAUUUUUGCACUCAUCCAGGCCUAUGCAGAGAAGGUUGAUCUUACGGAGCCCCUGCCCCAACCAGCACAGGAGGCUGGUGAGACCAUUCUGCAUUUGGCGGUGUUGUUAUCAGACCGAACGUCAUUACAUAUUGUUGAUUUUUUGGUGCACAACAGUGGAAAUCUCAUGAAGCAGACGGUGCGAGGGAACACUCCGCUCCACUACUGCAGCUUAUACAACAAGACCGAGAGCAUGAAACUCUUCCUAAGAGCGAAAGUCAAUGGAAAGAUAAAAAACGAAUCUGGGGAAACUGCGCUGGAUAUCGCCAGACGCCUCAAGCAUUCCCUCUGCGAAGAUUUGCUUCUCCAAGCGCAGAACAAUCAGUUUAACAUGCGUGUCCACGUGGAGUACGAGUGGCGGUUGCGCGAGGACGACAUGUAUGAAAGCGACGACGACCUUGAUGAAAGGCUGGGCCCCGUUAAGAAGGAGCGGACUCUACGGCCAUACAGCUGCUUCCAGUCACCCAGCUCACAGUUCUCCGACAGGGCAGCUCCGACCUCGUUCUUACGGCGAGCAUCUCAGGUGUCUCAAGACUGUCGGUAUGAUGUUGGCGGAGGACAAACCGGCACGGACAAUGCCCUGACACCUACCGCUCCCUUCACACCCCCGCUGCCUCCGCGCAAUCCUAUUAGAGCACCCAAUGUACCUCCACCUCCUCCCCCUGCCAGUCCCUCACCUGUCCCCAAAAAGCUGCCUGCUACACCCCCACUGACUACAAAGCACAAGAGGGCACUGUCAGAGCCGGCACCUGUCAUCCCACACAGCCCCUCCAGUCAGAGCAGCCAUCACUUUGAUUACGUCUCGUGUUGCACGUCUCCAUCCAAAUUUCUACAGUCAGAAGUUGUAUCGAGGAGACCAAGCAUUGGAUCUCCAAAACUCAGUAGUCUUCAUGAAGUGCCAGAAAUCCCUCCAAAAGUCGAUUACAGAAAUGAAGGAUUUUCAAAGGCAGGAAACCAAAGAUCAGCGCAGAGUAAUGUAUCUCCAGGGUCAUCAGUGCAAGAACUCUACCACGUGCCGACCCCCAGUCAGGAGCCCCCGCUCCCCAUGCCACGGAGGAUGAGCCUGAGUAAGCCAAAGCUCCGGCGGGUGAAGGCUUUGUUUGACUGCACUGCCGAUAGGGAGGAUGAGCUGACGUUCAGUAUAGGAGAAAUCAUCGUAGUCACAGAAGAGGAGGAUCAGAACUGGUGGAGCGGCUACAUUGAUGGACAGCUACACAGAAGAGGCGUUUUCCCAGCAUCCUUUGUUCAUAUCUUGACCGACUAAAAAAUUUAAAAUAAAUAAAUAAAUAAAGCACAAUCCCUUGAGAAACCGGAAAAAAAAAAAAAAAAAACAGAAGGAUUCAAGUUGUACAUAAAAUAUCAUCCAGGCGCCCGUACGUCUCUACGCGGAUUUGGCCCGAAGCGGAACGAAAGUUUGGAAACUUAAAUUUAACCGCCCUCCGGUCCUUCUGCUCAAUGGACGUCCGAUAAAAGGGAACAAGACCGUUAUUGCCAAAAUCUGUGACUCUCUGUGAGUGAGAGAUGAAGGGGUUAAUAGACAUAUAUUCUGCUUGUGCUGUGCCUUGUAACGCAAACGGCUUCGUGUCAUUCUUACCAACAUAUUCUUCUCGUGUGCGCUUAGCCGCCAUAUUCCUAUCUAUAUAUUACCCAACGCAGGGCCGACGCGUCCCCGGCAGCUACAGCGACCAAAUCUCAUCUCCAGCUGUUUUACGCCCGACAUGGUUCAUCUCGUCGCCUCCGCCGCGUCUGUACAGGAGCUAAAAUAUAUUUGCGCACGUUCAAUACGAUGGUGGCGGGAACCACCUUGUAAUUACGUAAAGUAUAGGAUACCAUUUUUUUUUUUUUUUUUACUUGACCUUUCAUACAUUACCAGACGUUUAAAGGGGUACUCCCCUGGAAAACAUUUUUUGGUGCCAGAAAGUUAAACAGAUUUGUAAAUGACUUCUAUUUAAAAAUAUUAAUCCUUCCAGUACUUAUCAGCUGCUCUAUGCUCCACAGGAAGUUCUUUUUUUUGAAACAGUGCUCUCUGCUGACACCUCUGUCCAUUUUAGGAACUGUAUAUAGCAGGAUAGGUUUGCUAUGGGGAUUAUUUCCUACUCUGGACAGUUCCUAAAAUGGACAGAGGUGUCAGCAGAGAGCACUGUGGUCAGACUGAAAGGAAAUUCAAAAAGAAAAGAACUUCCUCUGUAGCUAACAGCAGCUGAUAAGUACUGGAAGGGUUAAGAUUUUUAAAUAGAAGUAAGUUACAAAUCUGUUUAACUUUCUGGCACCAGUUGUUUAAAAAAAAAAAAAUGUUUCCCAGUAUACCCCAGUGACCAAUUGACACGACCCGUCGCAGUGUAGUGAUGGGAUUAUAUUCGCCAUUGACAGUUACUACAUUGAAGCCGUCCAUCCUUGUCUGGUCGCUAUUUAUUUACGAUAAUUUUCUCACCAGGCAGAACUUCUAUGUAUAGAUAAGGGCUUUUCUAGUCCGGUGCGCUAGGCAGUCGUUGUUCGCCGGUACGGCCUGACUCCAGUAAAGAUUUACAUUGAUUCUAUAAGUUGUAGGUCUUAGGGCAGUUUUUCCCAGCCAGGGUGCCUCUAGGUGAGGCAAAACUACAACUCCUGAAAGGUAAAUCAAGGCUUCCCUGAAAGGUAAAUCAAGGCUUCCUUCUCAUCUCAUCCCUUAGUGCUGUAGUCUCCAAACGUCUGCCUCCAGCUGUUGCAAAACUACAACUUCCAGUAUGUCCGGACAGCCAUAGGCUGUCCGGACAUGCUGGGAGUUGUAGUUUCGCAACAGCUGGAGGCACUCUGGUUAGAAAACACUGGCCCUAGAGCAGCACCCGCUGUUCAAUCAACCCUGCAUGAAUGCAUUCAGAGAAAUGAGCUUCAUCCUAAAUGUAUGGCCUCCAUGUCUGCCUGUGUGUAGUCUCCUGAUAGGUAGGGUUAAAUGUUGUCUUCAUAUUCCAGGUUACGUCUACAACUACAACUCUUAGCAUGCCAGGACAGCCAAAGGCUUGUCUGCCACCUCCAGAGGAUCCACUCUUUCCCUGAAAGGUAAAUCAAGGCUUCCCGCUCAUCUCAGCAGCCUUUGGCUGUCUGCACAUGCAAAGAGUUGUAGUUUUGCCACCCAGGUCGCAACACCUGGGUGUUGUGUCUUCUUCAGAUUAAGUAAAUGCUUGGAUUUGGGGGUUGGUGAAUACUUGUGGUGCUGGGUACGUUUCGGCACAUAUGAAAGGCAACGUCCUCCAUUAGGGUUCCUUUUGUCCGUGCAUCACAUUUUCUUUGUAUAACAGAAACCAUAACAAUGUGACCGAUCCAAUGGGACCAAACUGACAGUGAAGGGGUUAUCCGGAGUUGUGAAAAACUUCAUAUACUGCUGGGGUCGGGAGAACAUAGAAUAAAAACCUGAUACUUACCUUACCCUGGUCCCCCGCAGCUCCUAUUUGGUUCUAUCUGGAUCCCUGAACUUCUGUCUUCUUCCUGCAACAAGCGCUUGACAUGCAGACUCAGCCAAACACUGGCCCCGGUGGGACCAGUCUGAGAGGCCACACCCCCUCCCAUAGACUUACAUUGAGGGGGCUUGGUGUGACAUCACGAGGGGCGUGGCCGUGACAUCACGACGCCCAGACCCAGCGUUCAGAACUAAAUGUUCCGGAUGCUGGGGCAGUAGAGUACCCCUUUAAAAGGGAGAAAUCUAUUGAUCAAGGUCAGUGGGGUGGGGAGAAGAUGCCAAGGACCACCCCGAUGACUCUUGGUUCAGGCAGCAUGAAAAUGAUGAACAAAAGUCUUUGGUCUAUACGCCUGUUCCUACUGACACUCACAUGCUGGGGGUAGAAGGAGACGAGCUGCAGAUCUCUGGAGGUAACAAUGGAUCGGAAAUACUCUUCUUUCACCUGCUGUUAUGGGAAAGUCUGGUGACACCCUCCCCCCCCCCCCCCCCCAACCCCUCCCCCCAGCAUGCAAGGACAGCCAACAGCUGCUGUGAUGAGAGGUAAGCCUUGAUUUAUCUUUCAAAGACAGUGUGAGUCCUCUGUAGGAGGCAGACAAGCCAUUGGCUGUCCGGACAUGCUGGUAGUUUUGCAACAGCUGGAGGUCCACAGUUUGGAUACCACUGUACUAGAUGGUCACCCAAUCCCAAUAAGACUGGUGUCGGCCGUUAUUUACCUAAUGUGUAUGGGCACCUACCUACAUUUGGUGUCUCCCAACCUAUAGUAAUACAGGUUACAAAUUAUAAGUAAAAAAGUAUUAACAUUUUUUUUUCUUUUUUAUAAAGGUUUAUAA